Molecule: messenger RNA, 988 nt
Organism: Panicum hallii
Lineage: Eukaryota; Viridiplantae; Streptophyta; Magnoliopsida; Poales; Poaceae
Product: peroxidase 2-like
Exons: 4
Coding region: 1-963 (320 amino acids)
Biological process (GO): hydrogen peroxide catabolic process; response to oxidative stress
Molecular function (GO): peroxidase activity; heme binding
Source: RefSeq, a predicted model, not a curated record
AUGGCGGCCUCCUCCUCUCGCGUCCCUUCUCCUGGGUGGCUGCUCGCCGCGCACUGCGCGCUCCUGCUAGCUUUGGCCGGAGCUGGAGCUGCACGCGGCCACCCUCCGGCGCUGAGCUCCACGUUCUACGACGCGUCGUGCCCCGGCGCCCACGACGUCGUCCGCCGCGUCAUCCAGGACGCGCGCGUCUCCGACCCCCGCAUCCCGGCCAGCCUCAUCCGCCUCCACUUCCACGACUGCUUCGUCAACGGUUGCGACGGCUCACUUCUGCUGGACGACGACCUCCCCGCGAUCCGCACCGAGAAGACCGUGCCAGCCAACAACAACUCGGCGCGCGGCUUCCCGGUGGUCGACGGCAUCAAGCGCGCGCUGGAGGCGGCGUGCCCCGGCAUCGUCUCCUGCGCCGACAUCCUUGCCCUCGCAGCCGAGAUCUCCGUUGAAAUCUCUGGAGGACCAAGCUGGAGAGUGCUGCUCGGCCGGCGGGACGGCACCAAGACCAACGUCGAGAGCGCCAACAACCUCCCGAGCCCUUUCGACUCCCUGGACAAGCUCCAGCAGAAGUUCAGAAACGUCAACCUCGACGACACUGAUCUCGUCGCCCUCCAAGGAGCGCACACCUUUGGCAAAGUGCGGUGCCAGGUCACGCGGGAGAACUGCACGGCCGGGCAGCCUGAGGGCACGCUGGAGAACCUGGACCAGGUUACGCCCAACGUGUUCGACAACAAGUAUUACGGCAACCUCUUGCACGGCCAAGCUCAGCUGCCGUCCGACCAGGUCAUGCUGUCGGACGCUGCUGCGCCGGCGACCACUGCGCCCAUCGUUCACCGAUUCGCGAGCAACCAAAAGGAUUUCUUCGGGAACUUUGUGGCGUCCAUGAUCAAGAUGGGCAACAUCAGCCCGCUGACUGAGAGGGAUGGAGAGAUCAGGAAGAACUGCCGGAGGGUCAAUAGCAAAGGCUACUGAUGACUCCCGUACAAUUUGGUCUGGC